GUGUCGGAGUACGACAUGCGGACCUACUUCCUGCCCCCAUUCAGGCGGUGUGUGGAGUCGGGGACAUACGCCUUUGUCUGUGCCUACAACAGUAUCAACGGCGUACCAGCGUGUGCGGACAAGGCCUUGCUCACAGACAUACUUCGGGGAGAGUGGAACUUCAAAGGAUAUAUCGCCUCUGACGCCGGCGAGCUUACCUCCAUCAUUACAAACCACCACUACCUCAACAACAGCGUCGAUACGGCGGCGGCGUGUCUGAACGCCGGCUGCAACCUGGAACUGCAAGGGGAGACUGGAAGAUUUAUAACUCUAUCAUUCCUGCCAUCGAACAAGGCAAGUUGACUGAAGACUUCGUCCGGGAGAGUGUAAAACCUCUCUUCUAUACCCGCUUCCGGAUCGGGGAGUUCGACCCACCCAGCAUGAACCCUUAUUCCACUCUGGACAAGGAUGAAGUUGUCCUCAGCUUGGAACACAGGGAGCUAGCACUCAGGGCGGCCAUCAACACAUUUGUGUUGUUGAAGAACGACAAAAACACACUGCCGCUCAAGAAGAACUUCAACAAAAUAGCUGUAGUUGGGCCGAUGUCCAACGACAGUCAGGAUCUGUUCGGGGACUACACAGCCUUUCCAGAUCCCCGUUUUGUCGUCACACCGUACAUGGGGCUCAAGAGACUAGCCAGCACGGUGUCCUUGGCCUCGGGAUGCAAUGACACCUGGUGUCAGAAGUAUGAUGCCCAGGCAGUGACAGCCGCCAUAUAUGGAGCAGAUGUUGUCUUUGUCUGUCUUGGACAUGGUACCUCUGUUGAGUCUGAGGGUAAGGACCGGACCACCAUACUGCUGCCGGGCAGCCAGCUGCAGCUGUUGAAGGACGUCGUCGCCAACACCUCGAAGCCGGUUGUGCUGUUAUUGUUUAAUGGCGGUCCUGUUGAGAUAUCCUGGGCCGUGGACAACCCUGGAGUGUCCGCCAUCUUGGAAUGUUAUCUUCCUGGUCAAACUGCUGGAGACGCUGUGUACAUAUCCCUGACUAACAAUGGUUCAUUCUCUGCCCCUGGGGGGAGACUGAGCUACACAUGGCCAGCCAGUGAUGAGCAGAUUCCAGCUAUGACCAAUUACUCUAUGGCGGAGCGGACGUACUGGUAUUUCACCCAAGAACCACUUUUCCCAUUUGGCUAUGGGCUUUCCUACACAACGUUUAAAUAUUCGAACUUCAGCUUCGACAAGGAAGUGAAUGCUGGUGAUGACUUGUCGGGAAGGCUGAUUGUAAACAACACCGGGAACUAUGAUGGAGAUGAAGUAAUUCAGGUGUAUAUCUCAUGGCAGAAUGCAUCAAUGACUGUGCCCCAGGUGAAGCUGGUUCAGUUUCUACGUGUAGGUGUACAACAAGGAUGGUAUAUAGGCUUCGGUUUCAGUAUAGCGGCAAGGGACAUGGCGGUCUGGCAGGAUGAUGUUGGAUGGGUCAUUAAACAAGGUGUGAUGAAUAUCUACGUCGGUGGGCAACAGCCAAACCAGACACGUACAGUCAGCUCCAAUGUAGAACACGGACAGUUCACCAUUGUUGGUGAAAAGAUAUUAGGAAGAUUUUAAUGAACAUCGUUCACCUUGAAUUCCUUAACUAGCACCUGUGUUUUUUAACUAUAAAUAAACAUCCAUUUAUCCUUA
Messenger RNA from Haliotis rubra (blacklip abalone), 1658 nucleotides. RefSeq names its product xylan 1,4-beta-xylosidase-like. Gene Ontology annotation, biological process: xylan catabolic process; arabinan catabolic process. Lineage: Eukaryota; Metazoa; Mollusca; Gastropoda; Lepetellida; Haliotidae. The record is from RefSeq and is a predicted model, not a curated record. Gene Ontology annotation, cellular component: plant-type cell wall. Gene Ontology annotation, molecular function: alpha-L-arabinofuranosidase activity; xylan 1,4-beta-xylosidase activity. The transcript is spliced from 9 exons. The coding region runs from base 420 to 1583 and encodes 387 amino acids.